AUGAGAAACUUCGAUCGGUUGCCUUGGAGGGCGCCCUUUUCUUCCUUCGCAGGUCGCCUGGUGGGAGCCCUGGAUGCGGUGCUGGACUCCAGCGCACGGGUGGCUCCGUUCCGGAUCCUGCUCCAGGUGCCCGGGUCCCAGGUCUGCUCUCCGAUCGCGUGUGGGGCGACGCUGGAGGAGGUCGAGCAGCACUGGGACUGGCUGGAGCGGAACCUGCUGCACACCCUGCCCGUCUUUGACAGCAAGGAGGACAUCGCCAGCUUCGUCAAAGGGAAGGUGCAGGCCCUGAUCGCUGAGGAGACCAGCAGCCGGCUGGCCGCGCAGGAGGAGGAGCCCGAGAAGUUCCGAGAGGCCUUGGCCAAGUUUGAGUCCAGGUUCCAGCUCCCGGAGGCGGAGAAGCUCGUCACCUACUACUCGUGCUGCUGCUGGAAGGGCCGGGUGCCCCGCCAGGGCUGGCUGUACCUCAGCGCCCACCACCUCUGCUUCUACUCCUGCUUCCUGGGCAAGGAGCUUAAACUUGUGAUCCCGUGGGUUGACAUCCAGAAGUUAGAAAAAACGUCCAACGCCUUCCUGACAGCCACCAUCCGCGUCAGCACGCCCAGCAAGGAACGGGACUUCUCCAUGUUCCUGGACCUGGAGGGGGCGCUGCAGGUCAUGGAGCAGCUGGCCGACGUGACGCUGCGCAGGCUGCUGGACAAUGAGGGCUUUGACCUGGACCCCCACCUGCAGGAGCCAAGCCAGAUCACCAAGAGGGACCUGGAAGCCCGGGCGCAGAGUGAGCUAUUCCGGGCCGUCUUCAGGCUGCCACGGCGGGAGAGGCUGCACGCCGUCCGGGACUGCGCCCUGUGGACGCCCUUCAGCCGCCGCCACACUGCCGGGCGCCUGUUCACCUCCGACAGCUAUAUCUGCUUCGCCAGCAGGGAGGAGGGCUGCUGUCAGGUCCUCCUCCCGCUCCGAGAGGUGGGCCUGCAGGGUGGGACGGCGCAGAGGGAAGCGGGCCUGCCUGCUUCUUCCUUCCCCGCCCCACAGGCGCCGCUGCCGCUUCAGUCAACAAGCGCCUGCAGCGACCACACGUUUGGGGACCUGGAAAUGGUGUCUUCUCAGAGCAGCGAGGAGAGUGGAGAGGAGGCCCCGGGCGCUGUCCUGCCAAUGUCCAGGGAAGAGGUAAAGAUAAGCCUGUGGAAGGACCACUUUGUGGAAUAUGGCAGGACCGUGUGCAUGUUCCGCACGGAGAAGAUCCGGAAGCUGGUGGCCAUGGGCCUCCCCCAGUGUUUGCGUGGCAGGCUCUGGCUGCUCUUCUCAGAUGCCAUAACCGACCUCGCCUCGCAUCCCGGCUACUACGGGCGCCUGGUGGAGGAGUCCCUGGGGAAUUGCUGCCUGGCCACGGAGGAGAUCGAGCGGGACCUGCACCGGUCCCUGCCGGAGCACCCCGCCUUCCAGACCGAGACGGGCAUUGCCGCUCUGAGGAGGGUCCUGACAGCCUACGCCCACCGCAACCCCAGGAUCGGGUAUUGCCAGUCCAUGAACAUCCUGGCCUCCGUGCUGCUGCUCUACGCCACGGAGGAGGACGCCUUCUGGCUGCUGGUCGCUGUAUGCGAGCGCAUGCUCCCGGACUACUUCAACCGCCGCGUGCUGGGGGCCCAGGUGGACCAGUCCGUGUUUGAGGAGCUCAUCCAGGAGCAGCUGCCGGAGCUGGCGGAGCGCCUGCACGACCCCUCGGCCCUGGCGUCCCUGUCGCUCUCCUGGGACGACAGCCAGGCCCUCGUGCUCCUCAGCAGGUUUCUAGAUCACAUCAAGAACGAGGACAGCCCUGGGCCCCCCAUGGGCAGCCACCAUGCCUUUGUCUCUGAGGACCAGGAACCCCCUCCGGUGACGGACAUUGGGGACCUGAUCCACGACUCCUAUGAGAAGUUCGGGCACCAGUCGGUGGGGCAGAUUGAACGCAUGCGCUGCAGGCACAGGAUCCGGGUCCUCCAGGAAGCAGGAAGAGCAAAAAAGAGACUACUCCGCGUGGUCAGCCCUGAAGUCUCGUUCCCCGUUGGCGACCUCGAGGAGCUCUAUGACUUGUUCAAGCGGGAGCACAUGAUGAGCUGCUACUGGGAGCAGCCGCGGCCCGGGCCUGCCCGCCACGACCCCAGCCGUCCCUACGCCGAGCAGUACCGCAUAGACAGCCGGCAGUUUGCACGCCUGUUCCAGCUGGUCUCGCCAUGGACCUGCGGGGCACACACGGAGAUCCUCGCUGAGAGGACCUUCCGGCUCCUGGACGACAACAUGGACCAUCUUAUCGAAUUCAAAGCAUUUGCCAGCUGCCUCGACACUAUGUAUAACGGAGAAAUGAAUGAGAAAAUUAAACUGCUCUACAGGCUCCAUGUUCCUCCCGCCCUCACUGAAGAUGACCACGACAGCCAGUCACCACUGAAGAACCCUCUGCUGUCCACAUCAAGACCCCUGGUCUUUGGGAAAGCAAAUGAUGAUGCCUCCGACUAUAAGAAACAACUAAAGCAGAUGAUAAAGGAUUUAGCCAAAGAAAAAGCUAAAUCUGAGACUGAGUUGCCCCAAAUGAGCCAGAAAGAAUUUAUCCAGUUCUGUAAAACUUUGUACAGCAUGUUCCACGAAGACCCAGAGGAAAACGACUUGUACCAAGCCAUUGCCACCGUCACCACGCUCCUGCUACAGAUCGGGGAGGUGGGGCAGCACAGCAGCAGUAGCAGCUCCAGGAGCUGCUCCCAGGACAGCGGGGAGGGGCCGCGGGCCUCAGCACCUUCUCCUGAGCAGGACUCUGUUUUUAUGGACACGGACACUGGGAGAGCUCCCCAGAACACCAGGGCAUUUCCUGAAGAGGCGGAAGGGGACUGGACAAUCUCACUUGAACACAUUUUAGCUUCACUUCUGACUGAACAGUCAUUAGUAAACUUUUUUGAAAAGCCACUGGACAUUAAAUCCAAACUUGAAAAUGCCAAGAUCAAUCAGUACAACCUCAAAACUUUUGAAAUGAGUAGCCAAUCACUGCCUGAACUUAAGCAAGAUAGUGACUUGCUGAAUGAGUUGGCCAUAACAAAGCAAGAACCACCCAUUUGUGGAUUGUCAGCCCCAUAAAUCCAGAUUUCAGUCUCAUUCAUUCUGAGUAUAGUCUUCGUUCUGGGCAUCCAGGUAAGCAACCUGACAGCCCCAAAUGUGGCCAGAACUGAUGCAACCCUCAAUAUUGUGUUCUUUAUUAAGAGGGAGAGACAUUGAUGUUGGUUGCCUCCCAUACAAACCCUGGCCUGGGAUGGGACCUGCAACCUGUCAUGUGCCCUAACUGGGAAUCAAAUCUGUAGCUUUCCGGUGCGAACAAACCGAGCCGCAGCAGCCAGGCCAGGCUGUUUGACCAUCAGAUUCAGUGAAAUAGGCACCGCUGCUGUGAUGCUUUCAUUCAGAUAGAACACGGGUCCAAUGCUUGAUGCUAACCCAGACUAAGAAACGCCCAAGCUCAUUUUUCACUUGGAUAAUGGGAGGUCUAGAGUCAAGUUCACUUUGAAGAUGGAAGAGCCACUGUCUGUGCAAUUGCAUCUGGCUUUUUCUUUGCACAAAUUUUGUUUCAAUGCUGGUAAUUGAAACCAUUUUAAUAUAUUUGGUUGUAUUCACUUUCCUUACAAAAAUGUUGUGUAUAAAUCAUGCUAUCAAUGUUGGUCUCCAAGAUUUUUAAUAACAAAUUUUUGUACCAACUUUGGUCCUUG
Molecule: messenger RNA, 3716 nt
Organism: Myotis davidii
Lineage: Eukaryota; Metazoa; Chordata; Mammalia; Chiroptera; Vespertilionidae
Gene: TBC1D8
Product: TBC1 domain family member 8
Exons: 20
Coding region: 1-3096 (1031 amino acids)
Source: RefSeq, a predicted model, not a curated record